AUUGCUAUCCAAGUAGUUGAAGGUGUCGGAACUUCCAUGCUCUUAUCUUCAACCUUCAUUACAGUAUUUUCACUUAGUGACGACAGAGCAAGGCAACAUUUGAAGUGGAUAAAUCUGCCUUUCUGCGUAGGCUUUAUAGUUGGUCCCAUUUGCGGAGAAGCUGUAAAAAAAUUUUUUGGAUUUGGCUAUCCAUUUUAUGGAUUUGGUGUGCUGACUAUUGUGAUAGGAUUCAUCUCUGCAAUCGCUCUUCCUGAACCGCCUCAAAAAAUAACCUUGAAGGAUAUUCCCAUCCUAUCGUGGGUAAAGAAAAAGCCGUUGUUGAUUUAUGCUCUUGUUACAUUUUCUACUUUUAAUUACAUUGGAUUCCUGUCAGUACUAUUAGAACCUUUAUUAAGACAAUUUCACCUAGAUGUUCUAUUCAUUGGUCUAAUAUUUGCCGUCAUACCGUUCACAUCCGCACUUUGUUCUUUUUGUUGGAUUUGGCUAACGAAAAAAGGGUUUAACAGUGUCCUUCUCAUAUGUUUAGCGGGUCUUUUGACUUUUGUAUCCUUAAUGCUCAUCGUGCCAGCUCCAUUUAUUGCAUCGGAAGCAUCUUUGAGCGAUGUUUUAAUUGCACUCGUAGUGAAUGGACUUGGCUUCGGCGGCAAACUUGCGUGUGCUUCUCAUUCAGCUAAUGUUGAUGUAAGGGCAACGUCAAAUAUGAAUGCUAUCACCAAUCAGCUCUUAGUUCCCACUAUGUUUUCCUAUGGAUCUCUGCUUGGUUACUUUUCUGGUUCAAUCGUUGCUGGUUUCUCUGCAUAUUACUUGGGGUUUGAAAAAUCGACCUAUGUUCUGUACGCACUUGAAACUUUAGCAGUAGCAACAACCUGCAUUUAUGCUUUCAACAUAAAUUACAGAUCUCCACGAUACAGAGAAGUGUCAGACGAAAGUGAUCCUAUUUUACAAGAAUAAGAAUGUGAAUAACCUACAGGAUUUUAAAACUUUUGUUCAGC
Messenger RNA from Uloborus diversus, 992 nucleotides. RefSeq lists its product as uncharacterized. NCBI's taxonomy places the organism in Eukaryota, Metazoa, Arthropoda, Arachnida, Araneae, Uloboridae. Bases 37 to 951 code for a protein of 304 amino acids. Gene Ontology annotation, molecular function: transmembrane transporter activity. The transcript has 10 exons. Gene Ontology annotation, biological process: transmembrane transport. The record is from RefSeq and is a predicted model, not a curated record.